Didymosphaeria variabile is the source of this 1623-nucleotide messenger RNA. It is a transcript of the gene ALD6, whose product is annotated as aldehyde dehydrogenase (NADP(+)) ald6. The coding region runs from base 1 to 1623 and encodes 540 amino acids. Gene Ontology annotation, cellular component: mitochondrion. Lineage: Eukaryota; Fungi; Ascomycota; Dothideomycetes; Pleosporales; Didymosphaeriaceae. Gene Ontology annotation, molecular function: malonate-semialdehyde dehydrogenase (acetylating, [NAD(P)+]) activity; methylmalonate-semialdehyde dehydrogenase (acylating, NAD+) activity. The record is from RefSeq and is a predicted model, not a curated record. The transcript has 4 exons. Gene Ontology annotation, biological process: thymine catabolic process; L-valine catabolic process.
AUGUCUUCUCCCUACAGCUCCAGCCAGAAAGCCGUCAGGCGGUUGCACGCCACGGCUCAGCACCUCAAGCCCGCCGCCGCUGCUGCUCAGAGCUACCCCACAACCCACGAGCGCAUCGAGUCGCCCCCCGAUACGCCGAACUUCUUAGACAACAAGUUUCUCGCUUCUAAUGCUUCGCAAUGGAUCGAACUGCACGACCCCGCGACCAACAACCUCGUCACUCGUGUGCCGCAGAGCACCGAUGAGGAGCUCGUUGCCGCGGUGGACAGCGCGGAGAAGGCGUUCAAGAGCUGGAGUCAGACUAGCUUGCUUGCGAGGCAACAGAUUAUGUUCAAGUAUGUACACUUGAUCAGGGAGAACUGGGAUAGGCUUGCGGCGAGCAUUACGCUCGAGCAGGGCAAGACGUUCGCGGAUGCGCGGGGCGAUGUCCUGCGUGGUCUGCAGGUUGCCGAGACAGCGUGCGGCAUCACGACCCAAAUGACGGGUGAGGUGCUCGAGGUGGCCAAGGACAUGGAGACCAGGAGCUACAGGGAGCCCUUGGGCGUUGUGUCUGCUAUCUGCCCGUUUAACUUCCCCGCCAUGAUUCCCCUCUGGUGCAUACCCAUUGCCACCGUUACUGGAAACACCAUUGUUGUGAAGCCCUCUGAACGGGACCCCGGCGCUUGCAUGAUUCUCGCUGAGCUCGCCGAGAAGGCUGGCUUCCCCGCCGGUGUCAUCAACAUUGUGCACGGCUCCGCGAAGACAGUAGACUUCAUCAUCGACGAGCCGCGUAUCAAGGCUAUCAGCUUCGUCGGCAGCAACAAGGCCGGAGAGUACAUCUACACUCGAGGCUCGGCCAACGGCAAGCGUGUGCAGGCCAACCUGGGCGCAAAGAACCACGCUGCUGUGCUACCCGACUGCAACAAGAACCACGCUUUGAACGCCAUUGCAGGUGCUGCCUUUGGCGCCGCUGGUCAGCGUUGCAUGGCACUCAGCACGCUCGUCAUGAUUGGCGAGACGAAGGACUGGGUCCCUGAGAUUGCUGAGCGCGCGAAGGGCAUCAAGAUGGACGGUGGCUUCGAAGAGGGCGCUGACCUGGGUCCCGUCAUCUCGCCGCAGUCCAAGAAGCGCAUCGAGGACCUGAUUGCCAGCGCCGAGGAGGAGGGUGCUACCAUCCUCCUUGACGGACGCGGUCAGAAGCCCGAAAAGUACCCCAACGGCAACUGGGUGGGUCCUACCAUCAUCGCCAACGUCAAACCACACAUGAAGUGUUACAAGGAAGAAAUCUUCGGCCCCGUUCUCGUCUGCCUGAACGUCGAAACCAUUGACGAAGCCAUCGAGCUCAUCAACGCUAACGAGUACGGCAACGGAACCGCCAUCUUCACGCGCUCUGGAUCCACGGCCACCCGCUUCCAGAAGGAGGUCGAGGCUGGCCAGAUCGGUAUCAAUGUGCCUAUCCCCGUGCCGCUCCCCAUGUUCUCCUUCACAGGCAACAAGAAGUCGAUCGCUGGCGGGGGCGCGAACACGUUCUACGGCAAGCCGGGACUACAAUUCUACACGCAACAGAAGACAGUCACCAGCCUGUGGAGAAGUGAGGAUGCAGUCGCCACGAAGGCCUCGGUCAACAUGCCGACACACAACUAG